ACUAAAAGUAAUCGAACAUGACGUAGAACACAAAAUCAAAAUGCUGAUGCGAUAGUAUUGAAUAUUCGCAGUAUCUUCACGUCAUUCCCGCAGGAUAUUCACAUAAUGUUUGAAAAUACGCAAAUGUGGUUGCCUGUUGUGAUUUUAUACCUUUUGGAACAGAAUGUUUUUGCAAUAGAUAAUAAACGCCUUAACAUCUUGUACUUAAUUGCGGAUGAUUUAAGACCAAGUUUAGGCUGCUACUCUGAUCCAGUGGUCAAGUCACCGAACAUUGAUCAACUUGCAUCUAUGAGCACAGUGUUUUAUAACGCAUAUGCACAGCAAGCUGUCUGUGGACCAAGUAGGGUGUCUUUCCUAACAAGCAGAAGGCCAGACACCACAAAGCUGUAUGAUUUCAAUUCCUACUGGAGAGUUCAUGCAGGAAACUACACUACACUUCCCCAAUACUUCAAGUCUAAUGGAUACACCACUUUAUCAGUGGGCAAAGUUUUCCAUCCAGGCAUUGCCUCCAACCACACGGAUGAUUACCCGUACAGCUGGUCUGUACCGCCAUAUCAUCCACCCUCUUUUAAAUAUGAAAAGAGGAAGGUUUGUAAAAACAAAGAUGGCACAUUGCACAGUAAUUUGCUGUGUCCAGUGGAUGUGUCAGAGAUGCCUUUAGGAACUCUUCCUGAUAUGGAGAAUACAGCAGAGGCCAUACGACUGCUGGAGUCUAUGAAAGGCUCUACAAAUCCAUUCUUCCUGGCAGUAGGCUUCUAUAAGCCACAUAUUCCUUUCAGAAUCCCACGGGAGUAUCUAAAGCUCUAUCCUGUUGAAAGCAUGACACUGGCUCCAGACCCUGAUGUUCCUAAGAAGCUUCCCAAUGUGGCAUACAACCCUUGGACUGACAUCCGCAAAAGGGAAGAUGUCAAGGCGUUAAAUCUGAGCUUUCCGUAUGGCCCCAUUCCUAAAGAUUUUCAGUUGCAGAUUCGACAACACUACUUUGCCUCUGUGUCAUACAUGGAUGCUCAAGUUGGAAACAUUUUGCAUGCCCUUGAUGAUCUCGGCCUUACCAAUGACACCAUCAUAGUGUUCAGCUCAGAUCACGGUUGGUCAUUAGGGGAACAUGGUGAGUGGGCCAAAUACAGCAACUUUGAUGUGGCCACCCGAGUGCCAUUGAUCGUGUAUAAGCCAGGUGUGACCUCAUCUUUCCCUCGGCCUGGGGAGAAGAUAUUCCCCUUCAUCGAUGUGUUUCAGAGCACACAGGGGCAUUUUGGCAAAGGUCAUGUGGUCGAGAGUGUGGUGGAACUUGUCGAUAUAUUCCCCACGCUGUCAAACCUGGCAGGGCUGCGUCCAGUCCGCCACUGUCCCUCUCAAUCCUUUAAGAUCGAGCUGUGCACGGAGGGCUCCAACCUGGCCUAUCUAAUCUGUUACCGACAUGGAGAGCUCAACAGAGAGGCCUACUCAUUCAGCCAGUACCCUCGACCAUCUGACUCUAUCCAAGAGAACUCUGACCUGCCUGACCUAGCCGACAUCCGCAUCAUGGGAUACUCCAUUCGCUCCACUGACUAUCGGUUCACCUUAUGGGUGGGCUUCGACCCCCUCCACUGUCAACCUAACAUGACAGACUUCCAUGCAGGUGAGCUAUACCUCUUGGCUGAAGACCCAGGACAGGACAAUAAUUUGUUUGACGAAAUUGACAAUGCAAAGGUAUUGUAUAAGCUUGGAAUGCUUCCGUCAUGGUCAGAGAGCUUAAAGCAACAUAUAUUGUAUCUCAACAAUGGUUUAAAAGGAUUCUUUGAUUAGUUUGUCAUAAUAUGGCCGUCAAGGGAAAGUUCUGUUGUAUUUCAAGGAAUGUUAAAUAGCCUUUAAGGUCAGUGUAGGUCACUAAGGUAAAUUAUAGAAGCCUGAUUUGUACUUAGAGAUGAAUUUGUCCUAUUUUAAUUAUUACGGUUCCUUUAAAAAGUACCUUCAAACGUUGUAAUUUCACUCUCGAAUUGUUACAACAACAGAAAGAUGUUUGGACUGUUUUGACCCAUUUUUCUUCUAAAGCUGUCCAACAUCUUGAUGGAAUAAAAAGUGAAUUUUCUCACUUGAUUCUGAUUGGUCAAUCAUGGCAUUUUGCAGUCAAAUACUUUUGUUUAAUGACUGCUGAACUGUGUAAUUGACAAUUGUCCCAGAAAGCAAUUUCUUGGCUAGUUUUAUGUUGUUUGAACAUUUUUGUGUUUUCAUUCUUCUCGCAUAAUAAAAUAAUUACUAUUUUAUGUCCAUUUAUGUAUUCAAUUUACACUUUGCAUCCACGUCCUGAUCCCCCUGAUCAUUAUUUUGAGAUAAUUACCAACUUGACCAACUGUAUAUAAAUAUCAUCUGUAUUUACAGUACAUACAUAUGAUAAUAUUAUAUAGGUAAUGAGAAACAAAAUUCUCUGGUCUGAUGAAACAAAUAUUGAAAUCUUUGGCCUGAAUGGCAAGCAUCAAGUCUGGAGGAAACCAGGCACCGCUCAUCACCUGGCCAAUACCAUUCCUACAGUGAAGCAUGGUUGUGGCAGCAUCAUGCCGUGGGGAUGUUUUUCAGCGGCAGGAACUGGGAGACUAGUCAGGAUCGAGGGAAAGAUGAAUGCAGCAAUGUACAGAAAUAUCAAUGAUGAAAACCUGCUCCAGAGCGCUCUGGACCUCAGACUGGAGUGAAGGUUCAUCUUCCAACAGGACACGACCCUAAGAACACAGCCAACAUAACAAAGGAGUGGCUACAGGACAACUCUGUGAAUGUCCUUGAAUGGCCAGAUCCCAGACUUGAACCUGAUUGAACAUCUCUGGAGAGAUCUGAAAAUGGCUGUGCACCGACGCUCCCCAUUCAACCUGAUGGAGAUUGAGAGGUCCUACAAAGAAGAAUGGUAGAAACUGCCCAAAAAUAGGUGUGCCAAGCUUGUAGCAUCAUACACAAAAAGACUUGAUGCUGUAAUUGUGCCAAAGGUGCUUCAACAAAGUAUUGAGCAAAGGCUGUGAAUACUUAUGUAAACGUGAUUUUCUUUUAUUUUUUUUAUUUGUAAUACAUUUGCAAAGAUUUCAAACAAACUUCUUUCACGUUGUCAUUAAGGGGUGUUGUUUUUAGAAUUUUUAGGAAAAUAAUGAGUUUAAUCCAUUUUGGAAUAAGGCUGUAACAUAACAAAAUGUGGAAAAAGUGAAGUGCUGUGAA
Molecule: messenger RNA, 3174 nt
Organism: Xyrauchen texanus (razorback sucker)
Lineage: Eukaryota; Metazoa; Chordata; Actinopteri; Cypriniformes; Catostomidae
Gene: ids
Product: iduronate 2-sulfatase
Exons: 8
Coding region: 106-1785 (559 amino acids)
Molecular function (GO): iduronate-2-sulfatase activity
Source: RefSeq, a predicted model, not a curated record